Acaulospora morrowiae is the source of this 4938-nucleotide messenger RNA. The record is from the annotation of a GenBank genome assembly. Lineage: Eukaryota; Fungi; Glomeromycota; Glomeromycetes; Diversisporales; Acaulosporaceae.
AUGUCACAGGAUGCAAAGCCAAUUAAAAAAGAUCCUUUCUUCCGUAGAGUAUUAUUUAAACGUUCGACGUUAGAGGACAGUUUAGGAUUAUCGAUUCUACCAGGAGUCCUUGAAGGUAAUGAUGGCGAACAUCAUACCAUAGAGAACUCCACGAGUCGACCGAUCGACACAAGGCUUCUCGUGCAGGAACUGCAGAAACCUUACCCUUUAGACACUCUCAUUAAGUUAAUUAGAGAAUUAUGUGACUUAGUAACGAAAUACACGUUCUCUGAUAUAACCGAAGUAUGGACAUGUGUCAGUGAAUUACUCUCUCCCGAGAAACCUAUUGAAGCAAGGACUGUCGCAUUUCAAUUCAUGAUCUCCUGUAUCAGAGGUCAACAUACCGAUAACCUAGGAUUUCUGAGAGUGGUAUUUUAUAAUUGUAUAAAAUCUCACAAUAUAUCUGAAGAUUUUGAUAUUAGACUACUGGCACUAAGAGAGCUUUGUAAUGACGGCAGGAACAUUUCUUCAUUUGAAAAAAAUCUUGUGAAAUUGCUUUCUGAGUGGGUCAAUGAGACGGUACAACAAUUGGAUGAUCAAGGUGCUUCCAGAGAGGCCCUGCAAAAUAUUCAGCAGGAGGUAAGUUCCAAUGCAGCAGUUUUAACUGCACCAACUGUAGAAAUCGUGACAGAAACAACCGGAUCUGGUUCAACACCUCAGCUCAACAAUCCAACAAGAUUGCAAUCUGUAGUCGGACUUUUAAAUCAAGUAGUAAAAUUCAAUUUUGCACAAUUCGAAGAACACGACGUUACUCGUCUUGUCGAAGAUAUUGCGAUUGCUUGUAAUAAAUCCACCAAUAUUUCGGACAUAAUUUGUUGUCUUGAUUUUUGGGAUAUUGUGGUACGUUAUGGAUACGUACCCACGAACUCCUUGAACUCAUAUGUACUUGUCCUUUGCGAUAAGGUUAAUCAAAAAGGUGUGAUCUCACAGACAAGUUGGCACAUCAUGCGUAACCUCCUGAGGAGUCAUUGUCAAUAUGGUGCCAUAAAGAUAUUAUGUAGUAAUUUAGAAGAUUCGAAGGUCGUGACUGCUGAAACAACAAACAUCUUGAGGGGUUCUGUUUUGUUUUUGGCAUGGGCUACAUGGGGACGCGAAGAUGUUGAGUCUCUAUCACGCACUUAUUACACUACCAUUCUUUCUGCAAUGAAUAAAUCAACAAAGAUAUACCAGGAUGUUACAGUUCACUUGGAAAUUCUGAUACAAGUCAAUGAUCUCAUUACUAAAAACGAGGACAUCACAUCAUUAGAGUGGGAGAUAAUAUUAGAUAUUUUAAACAAUACAAGUUACCAUCUGUUGGGAAAUAAAGAUGCGAGUGGUGAGGGUGUGUGGAUGUUGGACGAUCCAGUAGGGGUAACAUCCGAUUUGUCUGGAAUCUCGGGGAUUGUCUGCGCCUAUAGUAGAUUGAUACUUCAAAUUCAGUCGUUGCAUGUGUCAUCCUCAUUUAAAGGACCAACUUCACACUUCAUUGGUCUCAUUCAAAAGUUAAGAGAUCAUGUGUCGGAAAAUACAAUCAUCAUGCUUCUCGACUAUUAUGAUUCUGAACAUGCAUUAUACCCUUCGUCGCCGGAUUGGCUUGUGAUGCUGGUCGAUGUGGUUAACACGUUCUUUAUUGUAAAAAAAAACUCUAAUAUUCGUGUAAGAGUUUUGAAGACUGCUAUAGACGUCUAUGAGAUUACCAAGGAUAUAUAUCAGGAUCAGCUUAUGGAAGCAGUCAUCUUGCCCAUGCUUUCAAAAUUGCCGGAAGAAACUGACAUGAGUAUAUCGAAGUGUUCACUGGAUUUCCUGAUUACAGUGCUCAAGGAGACAUCGGCACGUUGGUUUUCAACUUUACUUAGGGUUCUGAUACAAUGUUGUAGGUGUACUUGUUUCUCGAAUGAAUCAAAAACUCCUUAUCUUCAUCUAACAACAUGCAAAUGUGUUGUUUCCAUCCAUGGUCUUAUAACUAUAUUCCAGUAUUGCUUGUAUAAAGUCGAUUUUCUGGAACAUAUCAUUGAAGUAUACUCGGAAAUAAUAAAGAUUCUUGGCGAUUUUUCAGCUCCUGUAGCUUGUCGUUUAGCAUUGUUACAACUGAUGAUUCGAAUGAGAGCAGACCACGACUAUCGAAUCUAUUUUGUAGAGGACAUGAACAUAAUGAAUGGUGCGCAUGUCUUACACCGAGACGGUGUGUCUGUAACUGAACCCAGUAUUCAAUCAACUUCCGAAAAAUCGAGUUCUAACGAUUCUAGUUCAGGAAUAGAAAAGAAGGGUCCUUCGAAAAAAUUUGAGCGUAGGGGUAGUCUGAAAGAAUCAGUUGUAUCUCAAUUUAUCAAGUUAAAACAUUCAGAAAAUAGAAAUAUUCCGGAAGAUGACUCUACAGAAAUACCUUACGAACGAUUGUGGCAAAUACCUGAGAUUCUACAAUUCGAACUUUCAGCUCUCCGUUCUAGUCCUUACGUUCUUUGUUGUAAUACGCCACUGCUGUCAGAUGUCGACCAAUCGCAGGAAACUUCAGAAAAAUUACAAAAAGUUGUCGUUCUACCUUUGUCAGAAUACUUGAAUUGCCUUAUUGAUAUUCUUAAAAAUGAGAAAGACUGGGAAAUUUACUCUUAUAUAUUAUGCCACUUACCUUCACAAUUAAGUAAGCAACAUUUAUUUCAUGCUGCACCUGAACAAAUCCAGGAUUUGAGGACAUAUUUAUGUGAUUCGAUCAAAAACAAUAGGUUAACUGAAGGUAUACAUCUUCCCUCUGAUAUAAAAAAAGUUGAUGUGUACGUGGCGGCCUACCAGACAUUAACCAUUCUUAUCAGCUAUCAUAACUUGUUUAAUAAGGCUCACCGGGAUGAAAUCGUUGUGACACUUCUCAUUGGCUUACAAAAAUUUGCACAUCAUGCAAAACCGUGUGUACAUGCUCUUAAUAUUUGUUUAUUUGAGUUGCCACUCUCUGCCACAAAGAUGCUUCAGGAUACGAUCGCUUACCUAUCGAAGAUCAUAACAUCUUCUACUAUGAGUGUUCAUAUUCUCGAAUUCCUAUCUGGAUUGGCUAGACUUCCAGAUCUGUAUAUCAAUUUCACUGAAGCCGACUACAUGCGCAUAUUUGGUAUCGCAAUGCAAUAUAUCCAAUACAGCCAUGCGUCCGUGAUAAUACCAUCUAACUCGACUAAUUCAGCGAAUCCGGUGAGUUCCAUUGCGAGUCCUGCUCAAAGGACGAAUGCAUUGUUUCAAUAUGAAAGAAUAAUGGCAUAUCAAGUAAUAUAUCUGUGGUUCAUGUCCCUUCGACUUCCUGAGCGUCGAAAAUACGUUACAUUCGUAAUUCAUGGCCUUUUGGUUGCGAAUGGUUCCACGCAGCAAGUAGAUGAACAAACCGAGACAUGUUUCGACAUGUUGGCACGUUACACUUUUGCAGAAUGUGAUCCUAAACCAGAACAAUCAUUUAUCAAUCAAUUUUUGUUGGAACAAGGAAAAGAUAAGGUUAAGUCUCGUACGUGGAUUCAAGGUAAUGCAUUGUUGACGAUUCGAACUGUGAAGUCUCUUGGAUGGGCAGAGAUUGUCAUUCGUCGACCUUCCGGAAAAGUUACAUUUUUAUGUAGACUUGAAAAUCGUAGUAAACUGGAGGAUGUCGACCUUAUAAGUCUGCCUGCAACCUUGAUGGCCCAUUACAAUCCUAUUUCUCAGAGCAUUAUACCUCUUCCGGAGGCCGUUGAAAAUAUAAUUUCCCAAUAUCCGAAGGCUUCCGAUGACUCUAGUGACUCCAAUCAACAACAGGACAAGGAAAGCACAAAAAUAAAUAAUGACGAAAAUCUUAUUUCAAACGAAGGAUCGGACGUGAUAUCUCGUCAAACUCAUCAUAAUCCCAACAUAGGGGAAAUAGAUAUUAGCAAACAAGAUUCAUCGGAGCAGCAACAAUUAUUAGAAAAGAUUUUUACUUCGAAUCCGUUGGGUGAAAAAGAAAAAAUAUAUCUUAAAGAAGAUCCGCAUAUGGAUCCUAGUUUCUUGUUUCUUCAAUUUUCGCCUUACCCAGAUUUCAUAUCUCGAGAGACUCCCAUACCACUUCCGGAUGAUGAUAGCACUGCUCGUGCACUCUCGAUAUUGGAUUUGGCUCAAGUUGUCGAUUUUCAUAAGAUUGGUGUGUUAUACGUUGGAAAGAAUCAAACCACUGAGGUCGAAAUCCUUUCAAAUGUUCAUGGAUCUCAAGGUUAUAUUGAUUUUUUGAAUAAACUAGGAAACUUAGUACGACUAAAGGAUUGUAAACAUGUUUAUACCGGCGGUCUUGACACUCAAUUCAAUACUGACGGUGACUAUGCGUAUUAUUGGAAAGAUGAUAUUACACAAGUAAUAUUUCACUGUGCUACUCUCAUGCCAACAAAUUUGACUAAUGACCCAUACUGUAGUCAAAAGAAACGUCAUAUUGGAAAUGACUAUGUUACGAUCGUUUUCAACGAAUCUGGGCACGAUUAUAGGUUUGACACCUUACCAAGUCACUUUAAUUACAUCAACAUUGUGAUUUCUCCGCACUCCAGAGGGGAUCUAUCACAGCCCGUAAAUUCUACUACAAGAACUAAUGUCGAUACUUUUUAUAAAGUGGUGAUGCAACGUCGUCCUGAUAUGCCAGAAAUUGGUCCCAUCUCAGAAUUUAAGAUGAUAUCAUCCUCAGCUUUACCAACGUUCGUUCUAAUCACCGCAUUACAUGCAAACAUAUUUUCACAAGUUUUCCUUCAAAGUGGUGGGUCAAAAAAUGUCGAGUAUGUAUCCAAUUGGAGAGACCGUUUGAGGCAAAUCAAACGUUUGAAAGAACGGUUCUCCACGACAGCAAAUGUAAGUAACGAAAGACAACAGACAAUUCCUGCAGGCGAUAACCAAACAGAAACGACUAGCAUGAUAUUGGGUUUAGAGCCCACUCUUGAUUUUACUAAAUACACCUGA